AUGGCGUGUAUAGACUGGAGACCCUCAGCAAAGGACCCAUCCCCCGAAUCCGCAGCUCCGCCCAGCGUCACACUUAAAGACCACGGAACCUUACUAGCUAGAGAGUCCUCGGAGAAGCUUCCGGCGGAGUUGGUGGCGGAGCUGAUGCCAAAGCACGUGGCAAUGAUCAUGGAUGGGCACGGUAGGUGGGCCAAGGCAAGGGGGCUCGCGGCGACGGCAGGGCACCGAGCGGGAGUGGAAUCACUGAGGAGGGUGGUGAAGCUGUGUUGCAGUUGGGGCAUUGAGGUUCUCACGGUUUUCGCGUGCUCCACUGAGAACUUGACUCGCCCCACGGUCUUUCAUGUCUUUCCAUAUUCAAUGGAAGGAAUUCGAAUGUCUGUGAUCGGAGAUUUACCAAAGCUCCCUCGGUCUCUAAAGAGAACGAUAGCAAGAGCAGAGGAGAAUACAAAACACAAUUCGAGAUUCCAACUUCUUGUGGCAUUAAACUAUGGUGGACAAUAUGAUGUUGUGCAAGCAUGUAAAAGUGUAGCCCUGAAAGUCAAAGAUCAUGUUCUUCACUUGGACGACAUCAAUGAAAAGAUAAUCGAACAGGAACUGGAAACUAACUGCACUGAAUUUCCUAACCCGGAUCUACUAAUACGAACUGGUGGCGAUCUAAGAGUGAGUAACUUCUUGCUGUGGCAAUUGGCCUACACAGAACUUUAUUUCAAUCCAAAACUGUGGCCAGAUUUUGGGAAGGAUGAGUUUGUGGAUGCCUUGAAAUCAUUUCAACAAAGACAAAGACGUUUUGGUGGACGACAUUCGUCUUCGGGACAAAGGCCGCUUACGGUUGCUAAACGCGGUUCGCUCGCCGCUACUGCCAGCGUGGCGCUUCGAGACGACGCGGGCCAAGGGGUCUCGCUCGACCGAGAGCUGCCAGAGCCGCUGCCGGUUGAUCUGGCCGCGGAGCUGAUGCCUAAGCACGUCGCGGUGAUCAUGGACGGGAACGGGAGGUGGGCGAAGUUGAAGGGGCAGGCGGCGUCGGUGGGGCACCAGGCGGGGCUGCAGUCGCUGAAGAGAAUGGUGAGGCUCUGCGGCAGUUGGGGGAUUAAGGUUCUCACGGUUUUCGCAUUCUCAACGGAUAACUGGAUUCGCCCCAAGGUAGAGGUUGAUUUCUUGAUGACGUUGUUCGAGAGCACCAUAAGCACGGAAAUCGAAGCCUUUAAGAGGGAAGGAAUUCGAAUAUCUGUGAUUGGAGAUUCGUCAAGGUUGCCCAAGUCUCUGCAGGGACUGAUAGCUAGUGCAGAAGAAGAUACAAAGCGCAAUUCAAGACUCCAACUUAUUGUGGCAGUGAGCUACAGUGGAAAAUACGAUGUUGUGCAAGCAUGCAAAAGUGUGGCCAAGAAAGUGAAAGACGGUGAUCUUCAUUUGGAUGACAUAAAUGAAAAGAUAAUUGAACAGGAACUGGAAACUAACUGCACUGAGUUUCCAAACCCUGAUCUACUAAUAAGAACUAGUGGUGAGCUUAGAGUGAGUAACUUUUUGUUGUGGCAAUUGGCCUACACAGAACUUUACUUUAGUAGACAACUGUGGCCAGAUUUUGGAAGGGAUGAGUUUGUAGAUGCAUUAAGUUCAUUUCAGCAGAGACAGAGACGCUAUGGUGGACGACAUUCAUAA
Messenger RNA from Sphenostylis stenocarpa, 1656 nucleotides. NCBI's taxonomy places the organism in Eukaryota, Viridiplantae, Streptophyta, Magnoliopsida, Fabales, Fabaceae. The record is from the annotation of a GenBank genome assembly.